This is a messenger RNA of Fonsecaea multimorphosa CBS 102226, 927 nucleotides long. RefSeq lists its product as uncharacterized. The record is from RefSeq and is a predicted model, not a curated record. The transcript has a single exon. The coding region runs from base 1 to 927 and encodes 308 amino acids. Lineage: Eukaryota; Fungi; Ascomycota; Eurotiomycetes; Chaetothyriales; Herpotrichiellaceae.
AUGCCAUUUUGUUUCGGAAGUAAAGACGAAGAGCCAAAAGACGAAUACGACCAGAUCCCCUUUGGUCUGAAAUGGCGCAUGAAUUGGGGCAAGAAAGAGACCGACCCUCGUACUGGCGAAGCGGUCCUGCGCCUCAGCAACAACCGAAUUCUCAAAACCCAUUGUGCCAACACCGAGUAUCAAGCACUGAUGCUGGUCGACCGACACACUUCGGUUCCCUCGUACAAGGUCCUCGCAGUAUACAACAGACCGGAGGGAAAACUAGUCGAGUAUGAAGCUUAUCCCGGAAAACCCUUGGAUCAUGUAUGGUCGACCAUGUCUGCACAUAAACAGAACAAAAUUGUGGCAGACCUAGGGCGUUUCGUGGACCAACUCAGAAAGAUGCAACCACCCAAACAAUGUGUUGUGGGGGAUGCCACCUUGGGGGCUGCGCUGGAUCACCGAUUUGGCUCCGGUCGCAUUGGACCCUUCUUCUCAAUCGAAGCGUUCCAAGAGUUUGAGCGGAGAGGCCACCCGACGGACGAUUUCCCAGAAAAGGAAAUCAAGAUGGUUCAUGCCCCUAAGAAACCAUAUCAACUCAAGUUCACUCAUGCCAGCCUCUGCCCCCAAAACAUCCUGGUGGACGACGCCGGUCGGAUAAGUGCCUUGAUAGGCUGGGAGUCGGCUGGAUGGUACCCCGAGUACUGGGAGUACACUCAAAUGUGCCAUUUGACACCGAAGACCAUGAGCGAUUGGCUUGAAGCUAUGCGCAGAGUGAUGCCAGCAUAUGACCAAGAGCUGGCAUGCGAAGAGGCGCUUCGGGCGAGGUAUACCAGCUCAAUAUAUGACGCACCGAGGAGUGUGCGAGCCCCGAGUCCUUCGCCAAGUCAACUACAGGCGGAGCAACAAGAAAUCGAUAACAAGAAUACCGAGGAUACUAGUGGCUAG